This is a messenger RNA of Electrophorus electricus (electric eel), 938 nucleotides long. It is a transcript of the gene pdap1a, whose product is annotated as pdgfa associated protein 1a. The record is from RefSeq and is a predicted model, not a curated record. Lineage: Eukaryota; Metazoa; Chordata; Actinopteri; Gymnotiformes; Gymnotidae.
CACGUCUCAGGAAGCGGCAACAUUGUUCCUCUAACAGACCCAGAUCUUAAGGCCCUUGCUCUUUAAAAUAAUAAUAAUAAUAAUAAUAAGGCUUCGUAAAAAAAUAUAUCUAUUAAUUCCCGACGAUUAACAAUUGUACUUUAGUCCGCGGAAUCUCCCCAGAGUUUUCAAACUAUAAUUACCAUGCCCAGAGGAGGUAAAAAAGGCCACAAAGGCCGUGGCAAACAAUUCAGCAAUCCCGAGGAAAUUGACCGACAGAUGCGAGCACAGAGGGAAAUGGAAGAAAACGGUGAUGCUGAACACGAAAGUUUGUCAGAAUCAGAAGAGGAAAGUAGCAGUGAAGAUGAACACAGUCAAAGAAGGAAUGGUGUGGAAGGAUUGAUUGAAAUUGAGAAUCCUAACCGCAUUUCCCAGAAGAGCAAGAAAGCUUCUGAAGUAGAUGUUGAAGCACCAAAGGAGCUCUCGCGCAGAGAGAGGGAGGAGAUUGAGAAGCAGAAGGCCAAGGAGCGCUACAUGAAGCUGCAUCUAGAAGGAAAAACGGAGCAGGCCAGGGCUGACCUUGCCAGACUGGCUAUCAUUAAAAAACAGCGAGAAGAGGCAGCAAAGAAAAGAGAAGAACUGAGAAAAGAAAAAGAAGCCCAGGAGGCCAAGUCCAAACGUUAGCCUGUUCCCCACCCCUGAAGACCGGGCUGGCGGGGAGGGAAGGAAUGAAAUUAAAUAGGGAAACAGUUCAGGGGUGUCCAGACACACUGUCCAUUCAUUCUUUCACCCCAGAGGGACAGGACAGAGGUUUGGACAGAGUCGGACAGAAGUGGGGGUCAAAGGCAGGAGCCUGUUGGUUUGUGGUUGGGCCCUGAGACGGGGAGUAAUCAGCAACACCGUGGCAUGCUUGUGCCUCAGCCCUCACCCCCCACCCCCCACGCCCCACCCCACCCCCC